Drosophila grimshawi is the source of this 1293-nucleotide messenger RNA. RefSeq names its product malate dehydrogenase, cytoplasmic (gene Mdh1). The transcript has 2 exons. The record is from RefSeq and is a predicted model, not a curated record. Gene Ontology annotation, cellular component: mitochondrion; cytosol. Gene Ontology annotation, molecular function: L-malate dehydrogenase (NAD+) activity. The coding region runs from base 80 to 1081 and encodes 333 amino acids. NCBI's taxonomy places the organism in Eukaryota, Metazoa, Arthropoda, Insecta, Diptera, Drosophilidae. Gene Ontology annotation, biological process: oxaloacetate metabolic process; malate metabolic process; tricarboxylic acid cycle.
GUGUUUACAUCACUACUUUAUAUUACUUAUAAUUUGCGAGUGUUCCUCCACGGGUUGAAUCUGGAAUAAAAAAUUAAAAAUGGCUGAACCAAUUCGUGUUGUUGUCACAGGAGCGGCUGGUCAAAUCGCCUACUCUCUGCUCUACAUGAUUGCACGUGGCGAAGUGUUUGGAAAGGAUCAACCCCUGAUUCUGCAUCUGCUCGAUAUUCCACCAAUGGUUGGAGUGCUCGAGGGUGUCGUCAUGGAACUGGCAGAUUGUGCAUUGCCUUUGUUGCGUCAAGUGGUGCCCACAACGGAUCCCCUCGUAGGAUUCAAGGAUGUUUCCGCCGCAUUCCUCGUUGGCGCCAUGCCCCGCAAGGAGGGCAUGGAACGCAAGGAUCUGCUAUCCGCCAACGUGAAAAUCUUCAAGGUGCAGGGUGAGGCCCUCGACAAGGUGGCCAAGAAGGAGGUGAAAGUGCUCGUCGUUGGUAAUCCGGCGAAUACGAAUGCCUUCGUCUGUGCCAACUAUGCACCAUCGAUUCCACGUGAGAACUUCUCAGCAAUGACUCGUCUGGAUCAGAAUCGUGCAUCUGCACAGAUUGCCACGAAAAUGGGUGUCCCAAUUACUAGUGUGAAUAACAUUAUUAUUUGGGGUAAUCACUCCUCGACUCAAUAUCCAGAUGCUGGCCAGGGCAAAGUGCUCGUCAAUGGUCAGUGGAAAUCGAUUGUUGAGGCCGUUGGUGAUAAUGCCUUCCUCGAGGGUGCCUUCGUUGAAACGGUGCAGAAGCGUGGAGCUGCUGUGAUUGCAGCCCGCAAAAUGUCAUCGGCCAUGUCGGCGGCAAAGGCUGCCUGCGAUCAUAUGCAUGACUGGUGGAAUGGCACUGCUCCCGGUCAAUUUGUAUCGAUGGGCGUCUUCUCCGAUGGCAGCUAUGGUUCGCCAAAGGAUGUCAUCUUCUCAUUUCCCGUGGAGAUCAAGAACAAGCAAUGGAAAAUCGUCGGAAAUUUGCCCAUUAGCGAUUUUGCAAAGUCCAAGUUGAUCUUGACUGGCAAUGAGUUGCAGGAGGAGAAGAAUGAGGCGUUGUCUGUGUUGGAUUCGAAUUGACUGACCGGCAGUGGGGACUCAAAAUUGUAAAUUAGCUAUAGGCCUGAUUAAUGCGCAUUUUUGAGGUAGACUCUUAGAGUAAAAAAUGUUUAUUUUGUGUUAUGCAUUUAUACAAAUUUCAUACAAUGUUUGUAGAUAAUAUAAAUAAUAAAUAUUCCUUGCACGGUAAAAUUAUAUAUACAUAUAUAUUUUUUUUAAUCGGCAAAAACCAA